This is a messenger RNA of Oncorhynchus masou masou (cherry salmon), 3286 nucleotides long. RefSeq names its product cleavage and polyadenylation specific factor 4 (gene cpsf4). The transcript has 8 exons. The coding region runs from base 357 to 1190 and encodes 277 amino acids. Lineage: Eukaryota; Metazoa; Chordata; Actinopteri; Salmoniformes; Salmonidae. The record is from RefSeq and is a predicted model, not a curated record. Gene Ontology annotation, molecular function: RNA binding; zinc ion binding.
GUCAAAGGUUAGAGUUCAACCUGCCCGCCUUCUGGAGGCAGGAGAAACAAGAUGGCAGAUCAACAAGACAAACGGGACUUGUCUUAGUUAAUCUAACUUUUCCCACUGUUGAUUUCUACACAUUAAAAAUAUAUACAAUUAGCUAGACAAAGCAAUCUAGCUCCCACGCCCUUUUAUGGUUGAUAUAUCAGCUCCUUAAAGCGAGAUUUCACAGAUUAGCUGAUUGCUAACUGCCGUUAGACAGCUAAGCUAGGCUAGGCUAAGCUAGCUUGUUUCUGUCUGGUCGGAGCGGGGUUAGACUGCUAGGCUAGGCUAGCUUGUUUCUGUCUGGUCGGAGCGUAGUGAGACCUGCCAUCAUGCAGGACCUGAUAGCCACCGUGGACCACAUCAAGUUUGAUCUAGAGAUAGCUGUGGAGCAGCAGCUGGGGGCUCAGCCUCUCCCUUUCCCCGGGAUGGACAAGUCCGGGGCUGCUGUGUGUGAGUUCUUCAUGAGAGCAGCCUGUCUCAAAGGUGGUAUGUGUCCGUUCCGUCACAUCAGUGGGGAGAAGACGGUGGUGUGUAAACACUGGCUCAGAGGACUCUGUAAGAAGGGAGACCAGUGUGAGUUCCUCCACGAGUACGACAUGACCAAGAUGCCCGAGUGUUACUUCUACUCCAAGUUCGGAGAGUGCAGUAACAAGGAGUGUCCGUUCCUCCACAUCGACCCAGAGUCUAAGAUCAAAGACUGUCCCUGGUAUGACAGAGGCUUCUGCAAACAUGGUCCAGACUGUAGACAUCGCCACACCAGAAGAGUAAUCUGUAUGAACUACUUGGUUGGUUUCUGUCCAGAGGGACGGUCCUGUAAAUUCAUGCACCCGCGGUUUGAGCUGCCGAUGGGAGCCACAGAACAGCCUCCUCUACCAGCACAGAUACUGGGUCACCAGAAGCCGUUGCCUUCGCUUGGCCGCUCGUCCCUGUCACUCAUCCAGCUGACCAAUCCUGGGGGAGGUGCAGGUCCUCACCAGCAUCAACACCAUCAACGCCAGCCAUACUCCUCUGGUCCCAGCAUGCAUCAGCACCACAACAACAUGGGAGGAGGGAACAGGGGUCCACGCCCACUAGACCAGGUCACCUGCUACAAGUGUGGUGAGAAGGGCCACUAUGCCAAUAAAUGCACCAAAGGACAUCUGGCCUUCCUCAGUGGACAGUAACUCUCUCACAACCCCGUGGUUGGACUCAGUUCAGCUGGAAGACAGCGGAGAGCAGAGCACAACGUCUGUAGAUUGAGAUGCUAUUUUGAAAACUUCCAAGUCCUUCGCUGAGUCCCCAGGAACCCUGGACCUCUGGACAGACAGACAUGUUUCUAGAUUGGACAGACAGACAUGUUUCUAGAUUGGACAGACAGACAUGUUUCUAGAUCGGACAGACAGACCUGUUUCUAGAUCGGACGGACAGACAUGUUUCUAGAUUGGACGGACAGACCUGUUUCUAGAUCGGACGGACAGACAUGUUUCUAGAUCAGACAGACAUGUUUCUAGAUUGGACGGACAGACCUGUUUCUAGAUUGGAUGGACAGACCUGUUUCUAGAUUGGACGGACAGACCUGUUUCUAGAUUGGACGGACAGACCUGUUUCUAGACUGGACGGGCAGACCUGUUUCUAGAUUGGACGGACAGACCUGUUUCUAGACUGGACGGACAGACCUGUUUCUAGAUUGGACGGACAGACCUGUUUCUAGACUGGACAGACCUGUUUCUAGACUGGACUGACCGACAGACCUGUUUCUAGACUGGACUGACCGACAGACCGGUUUCUAGAUUGGACUGACCGACAGACCUGUUUCUAGACUGGACAGACAGACGGACCUGUUUCUAGACUGGACAGACAGACGGACCUGUUUCUAGACUGGACAGACAGACGGACCUGUUUCUAGAUUGGACAGACAGACGGACCUGUUUCUAGAUUGGACAGACAGACGGACCUGUUUCUAGAUUGGACAGACAGACGGACCUGUUUCUAGAUUGGACAGACAGACAGACCUGUUUCUAGACUGGACAGACAGACCUGUUUCUAGACUGGACAGACAGACCUGUUUCUAGAUUGGACGGACAGACAGACCUGUUUCUAGAUUGGACAGACAGACAGACCUGUUUCUAGACUGGACCGACAGACCGGUUUCUAGAUUGGACAGACAGACCUGUUUCUAGAUUGGACGGACAGACAGACCUGUUUCUAGAUUGGACAGACAGACUGGUUUCUAGAUUGGACAGACAGACAUGUUUCUAGAUUGGACAGACAGACAUGUUUCUAGAUCGGACAGACAGACAUGUUUCUAGACUGGACCGACAGACCGGUUUCUAGAUUGGACAGACAGACCUGUUUCUAGAUUGGACAGUGCUUCUGACGCUUUGAUCAAAUCCUUCUGUUGGAUUAACCUUUAUCCCCGAGACACUUUAGGGGACCCAAGCUGGGAUUGGUACUUCUAUCCAUACAAUUCUGUCAGAUAGCUUCAUGUGCUUCGGGGAGUGUAGAGGAAGCGUGUAACCGAGCCAACCGUGGGUUAUCUGAAGCCUUGAUUUGGGUCAUCCAUGGACUCAAACGUUGUUGAACGAUUCGAGGUUUCGAUCAACGUAUUGGAACGAUAUCCGAUCUUCUUGUAUGUGAGUGAAGAGACUAGUAUCCAUUCUAACCCAGGGUCUGAGCUGUUGUUCAUCCUGAAGACUCCAUUUUACUGGCUUCAGACUCAACCUUCAAUGAAUUGAAAUAGAACUCUUGAGCUGUGAUGUUGCUGUGUUGGAUCCUUUCACAGCCUUUUCCCCCCGGAGGAGGAGGUGAGAUCUGGUCGGACAGAUCUGUGUUGCCUUUUGUAGAUUACACACAAUUUCAGUAUGUUCUAGUUUUGUAAAAAGACAAUAAACCUGUCCAGGUCAGUCUCUUGUUCCUCCUGGUCUGUAAAAUACAGUAAACCUGUUCCUCCUGGUCUGUUAAAUACAAUAAACCUGUUCCUCCUGGUCUAGUCUGUUAAAUACAAUAAACCUGUUCCUCCUGGUCUAGUCUGUUAAAUACAAUAAACCUGUUCCUCCUGGUCUAGUCUGUUAAAUACAAUAAACCUGUUCCUCCUGGUCUAGUCUGUUAAAUACAAUAAACCUGUUCCUCCUGGUCUGGUCUGUUAAAUACAAUAAACCUGUUCCUCCUGGUCUAGUCUGUUAAAUACAAUAAACCUGUUCCUCCUGGUCUGGUCUGUUAAAUACAAUAAACCUGUUCCUCCUGGUCUAGUCUGUUAAAUACAAUAAACCUGUUCCUCCUG